UUUUGCAUGAAUUACAUUAAGAAGCUUGAUGGGUGAGGCUAUAAAAGGUUGAUGAGCUAAUCGUUUAUGCCUUGUACAAACUUUUCAAUAUAAGAUUAAAGUCCAAGGCGUCUCCUAUAUAGUUUCUUCUUAAAAUCAGAAUAAACAAAAGAGCUUCUUGAAGAGAUGGGAGGGCUGAAAAUGUCUUGGUUUCCCUUAAUAUUGUUGCUUAGUUUAACAAUCAAUAAUCUCUCAGAGGCUAGCCGUAAGCUUCAUUCUGCUGUUGUUGUUGGAACUGUGUACUGUGAUACUUGUUUCCAAGAGGAUAUUUCUAAGGCCGCACAUUUGAUUUCAGGUGCAUCUGUUGCGGUGGAAUGUAAAGAUGGGACUUCGAGGCCUAGUUUUCGACAAGAAGUGAGAACCAAUGAGCAUGGAGACUUCAAAGUUCAUUUACCUUUCUCAGUUGGCAAACAUGUCAAGAAAAUCAAGAGAUGUUCAGUGAAACUUAUCCGUAGCAGUGAGCCAUAUUGUGCCGUGGCCUCAACAGCAACUUCAUCGUCACUCCAUCUCAAGUCAGGAGAGCAAGGCACUCACAUUUUCUCAGCUGGGUUUUUCGCCUUCAAGCCAUUGAAACAACCAAAUAUAUGCAACCAAAAACCAAGUGUUGAAGAUUCUAAGCAAGUCAACACCCAAAACACAUUGAGGUUUGGCCAACCAAACUUUCCCACAUUCCCACCUCCACUUGCACAGCCAGCAACCCCACAACCAAGUCCCCUGCUUCCCAACCUCCCACCAUUACCUCAACUCCCUCCCCUGCCACCCCUGCCAUCCCUUCCAGGGCUCCCUAUUCCACCAAUUCCUGGAAGGAAUUAAAAAAAAAUAAUAUUAAUUAAUAUGAUAUGCAACUCAGAAAAACCAACCAAUGUGAUCAGUUCAUUACUUUCUCUCCAAUCUAAGAUUUCUUCAGUUGGCCAGUUAAUUAUAUAUAGGUAAAGUUCACUUUUCAUGUAGAGCAGCUGCUCAAUUCCCUAUUCCCGCCCCUUUAUCUUCCUGUUGAAAAUUGAUGUGGUUUAGCCUUCAAUGGAGAAUCUUCAUUGGCAUAAUAUAAUGGGAGUUUUAUA
Theobroma cacao (cacao) is the source of this 1100-nucleotide messenger RNA. RefSeq lists its product as uncharacterized. The record is from RefSeq and is a predicted model, not a curated record. Lineage: Eukaryota; Viridiplantae; Streptophyta; Magnoliopsida; Malvales; Malvaceae.